Adineta ricciae is the source of this 1308-nucleotide messenger RNA. The record is from the annotation of a GenBank genome assembly. NCBI's taxonomy places the organism in Eukaryota, Metazoa, Rotifera, Eurotatoria, Adinetida, Adinetidae.
AUGAAGUUGCAGUGGAUAUUAUUCUUUAGUAUUUGUCUCGUUGGUUUUUCCACACCGGUGCAAGGUCUAUUCAGUGGUACAUCACUUCAAGAUUAUAUUGAUGGAUUAGUCGACGCUGCCAAAUUUAAAAUACAAGGAAUGGUGAGCCUUAAUGACACGACGGUUGGUCGUAUGUGGUCGUAUUUUAAAUCAAAAUAUGGUCGUGUUUAUUCAUCAUUAGACGACGAGAAGCAGCGUCUCCGCAUAUUUCGGGAUCAUUUAAAAUAUGUCUUGGAAUCUAAUUUGAAUGCACUGCGGACGUACGAGCUCGAAUUGAAUGAAUUUGCCGAUUGGACAAUCGAUGAAUUCAAUACUUUGAAAAAAGGUUUGACCAUUUCUACUGAAUUACGACGUCGACUCUCCGAUAGUGAGAGUGAUGACAGCUAUGAUGAAGAUUCCGUUCGGCGUAGCUUAGAUAAACUGUACAAACAUCACUAUCAUCAGCGACGAUUAAAACGAAGUAUGAUCUACCGAAGACAGCAUCAAGCUCAUCUUGACAGACGUGGAUUUACUGAUUGGCUUUGGAAUUUGAUCAAUGCAGGUGUUGGAAACAGUAGCAGCAGCAGUAACAACAACAACAAUGCUGGCUCGUCUACAAGUUCAUUCGAUUGGCGCAGUAAGAACAUGGUUAGUAGUGUGAAGAAUCAAUUGAAUUGUGGAUGUUGUUAUGCAUUUGCUACUGCUGCCGUCUUAGAAACACUUUAUGCUGUCAAAACAAAAUCUUCCACCGUAACUGACUUCAGUCCGCAACAAAUCGCCGAUUGCUCGAGCAAUGGCAACAAUGGUUGCAAUGGUGGAAAUUUUGCGCCUAGUCUUCGUUAUAUCUUAGGACAAGGGGGUAAGAUCGCAACACUUGCUUCGUAUCCCUAUGCUGGAAAGAAACAAUCAUGUCAAACCAGUGGCCUCAAUCAAGUUAAUCUUGGCAACAUUCAGUACGGUGCUAUACCUGAAGGUGAUGAAAAAGCAAUGGCUAAAGCCCUUGUCGAUUACGGACCAAUAUUCAUCGGUCUUGAUGCUGAUUCUAAAUUAUUUAUGUUUUACAAAUCAGGUGUUUUGUCAAUAUCCGGUUGCCCGACUCGUCGGCAAGAUAUGGACCAUGCGAUGGUUGCUGUCGGUUAUGGUUAUGAUAGUGCAUUGAAAUUGCCAUAUUGGAUUAUAAAGAACUCCUGGGCAGAAAAAUGGGGUGAGAAAGGUUACUUGCGAUUAGUAAAAGAUCAAAGUAAUAUGUGUGGAGUUGCUUCCAUGGCUUAUUAUGCAAAAUUAACUUGA